Messenger RNA from Astyanax mexicanus (Mexican tetra), 1952 nucleotides. It is a transcript of the gene rgp1, whose product is annotated as GP1 homolog, RAB6A GEF complex partner 1. Gene Ontology annotation, biological process: retrograde transport, endosome to Golgi. NCBI's taxonomy places the organism in Eukaryota, Metazoa, Chordata, Actinopteri, Characiformes, Acestrorhamphidae. The record is from RefSeq and is a predicted model, not a curated record. The coding region runs from base 370 to 1530 and encodes 386 amino acids. The transcript is spliced from 9 exons. Gene Ontology annotation, cellular component: Golgi membrane; Ric1-Rgp1 guanyl-nucleotide exchange factor complex.
CUGUAGAGCUUGGCUGGUCGCGCCUGUUGGCCAAACAAAACGCCUAACAGAGUUUUUUUAUACAUAUUUUUCCAGACUGUGAAAUACUUGCUAUAUGAGCGAAACAGUAGAAUAGACAAGGCAGUGUAGCUUAAAUUGGCCAUGCAGGGAUUGAGGGUCUUUAGGAAAGGUGUCUGUUGAAAUGUAUAGAUUUUAGAAAGAGAAGAUCCAGGAAAGGGGUUAUGCUUGGCCAUUUCACAUUCACCCGCAGCUUGUUUUGUUUUUGAGGUUCAACCGGUGGAGCUUCUGGCGAGCUUUAUGUUAUUUUAGACCUGUGGCUUUAAAAUUUGAGCUGACCAUCUGCCCAGUUUCUGCUUUACCCAGGCCAAGAUGAUUGAGGUGGUGGCCUCCAUGGCCAGGGGGCCUGUUUUUCUGGCUGGAGAGGUUCUAGAGUGUCUCAUUACCUUUACCAACCCGAUGUCCCACCUCUCAACUAGUGCAAGCAGUGAGAUGCUUGCGUGGGCCAGUGCUCAGAUCCACUGCCAGUUUCAUGCUAGCGAGAGCCGUGUGGCUCUGCCCACUCAAGGCAACAAACAGGAUGUGCAGGCAGAGAGCGACACUGUACUCAUUCCCAGCAGAGGCGAGCGGGGUCAAUGCAUGCUGGACACUCCACCAAAAAUACUGUUCUGUGACCUGAGGCUGGACCCUGGAGAAAGCAAAACCUAUUCUUACAGUGAACUUGUCCCCAUGGACGGCCCUCCUAGUUUUCGUGGUCAGGCAGUGAAAUACGUCUACAAGCUGACGAUAGGCUGCCAGCGGGUGAACUCUCCUAUCAAACUGCUGCGAGUUCCUUUCAGAGUGCUUGUGCUGCAUGGGAUGCCAGAGCCCCCUUUCCCGCAGGAUGAGGAAGUAGCCCCUUCAAACCCUUUCCUAGAGGAAGAAGAAGGAGGAAGGAGAGACACAAGAACACUGGAACGAGCAUUAGACAUGCUGAUGAUUACCACGUCACGCCGAUGUCCACAUCUCUUUAAUAUUACGAAUAUGAGAGGGAAGGUGGCCAAAUUCUGUAUCUAUAAGACUGUGUACAGACUAGGGGAGGACAUUAUUGGCACGUUUACCUUCUCAGAAGGGGACAUCCCGUGUCUGCAGUAUUCUGUGAGUCUGCAGAGUGAAGAAGAAGUCAAUGAGCACUACCAGCGGCGGCCGGCUCAGGCGGUCAGCGUUACGGGUCACGGUCGGCACCUGGAGUCCUGCCUCCACACGGCCUCCAGCCACUUCUCCCUGCCUAUCCCCCUUAAUGUGACGCCUGGCUUCAGCACUGAUAUCGUGACCCUGAGAUGGCGUCUACAUUUUGAGUUUGUUACAGCGAGAGAACCAGUCGAGUUGCCUACUGUUCUUCAGAACCAGUCAGAGGUUACUGUUUGGACUGGAGCAGAGCAGGUAGAUGUGGACACCUUCAGUUGGGACCUGCCCAUUAAAGUGCUGCCCACCAAUCCGGCACUAGCUUCAUAUGUUUCACAAUUUACAGGGACCAAUAGUAUUAAUAUCUAAAGUGUGUGUAUGUGUGUGUGUGUGUGUGUGUGUGUGUGUGUGUGUGUGUGUGUGUGUGUUGACAUGAGUGUUGCUCAUCUGGUAUCUGGACGAAAUCCAGCAUCUCAUUUCUGGUCAUUUUAUUUGGUUUUAACCUUUGCAGUGCAAUGAAUAUCUAUAUGUAUGUACAUUUUAACAUUUAAGACAUCACCAACCUAUUUUUCCAUAUUUAUUUUAUUUUUCAGCCUUACAUGUAAUGAUCUAUAUAAUUUUACAUGAAAUCAUGCCUGAUAAUCUGCUCUAUUUUUUAUGGAAAUACUAUGGAAAUAAUACUGUUUCCCAGUGUGUAUUUCGAUGUGUGAGCACAGCCAGCAGUGUACAGAGAUUCUUUAAUGAAAGUGUUAUGAACUCUUGGCAAAUAAAGUGAUGGCAUCAUAGAGGAA